AAAAAAAGUGUGAAAGUUCAAUUAAUACGUUUUUAAAAUCUUACUUUUAAAAGAUUAGAUUAAAGUUUAGAGAUAAAUACUCACACCCAUUAGGGUACACAAACACUUCAGCGAUGGACCGAAAACUGACGCUUGUUUUUCUCGCUACUCUCUUUCUCGGGAGUUUUAGCGCUACAAUCACCCAAAUUACCGACACGGAAGUAGAAGAUGCGCGAAACAAAUUGAUUUUCCUCGCGGAAAAACUGCUGAUUUUCACCAGAGAAUGCAGAUCAUUUCAUGAAGCUCAUUGGAAUGUGGAGACGAAUAAUUAUUUUGUCGACACCCUGGACAGUUUGGUGGUAGUCCAAGCAAACCCAACUUUGGUGGCCGAUUUGAGAGUUCGGGCAGCCAAUGAGAAGCAGCAAGUUAUUGACAAGUUGACAGCUUUAGACGCAAGUUUUACCAGCCUGAGAACACAAAUUUUCAAAAUUGCCGAGAAACUGAGACUGGCUUUGUAUGCUGAAAUUUCCGAGCACUCGGUACAGUUAACCACAAUUUCAAAUACGAUUGGAACUCAAUAUUCAGAUUUUCAAUCCACCUUGAGUUUCGUCAUCAGCGAUAUUGAGCUGGCUGUUUUGCUUACAAUUAAUGGAAAUACCCAUCCCAACGUUGGUGACGUGAACACUCAUCUGCAACAAAGCAAAGAUGCGGCCAACAAUGCCAACUUGAUUAUCUCACAAGCUGAGGCUCUUUAUACAAACGCCAAAAAUUCUGCAAUUACCGCCGUCGACGUCAUAGUCAGUCAAACCAAGACCACAAAACACGUCCAAAAGCGCCAAAUCAGUUUUAUUCAGAAGGGUCAGGCCGCGCCUGAAGACGUGGUUAGCGCCCAGCUGAAAAUUGAGAUGUGGCUCGAGCACAUGAUCAGUCUGAACACCAAAUUCACAAGACUGACCAACGCCAUGCGACUCAAAGUAUCAGACUCUUUUCAUGAGAUUUUCGCAUCAAUGAGGGAACUCCUGGUGGAUGAAGCGACCGUGUCCAAUAUCGAGACGGACAAUAGAAUCGACGGCCAGCUGCUGGAGCUGACGAUCAGCUCUUUGUGGAGCACCAUGCGUGCGGUGUUCCCCACGCUGAACUCGGUCAAUUAUCAACUGAACAAUAUUGACAAAAACACGCGGGGCGAGCUUCAAAAAUUGCGAGACCAGCUGAAGAACUCGCAGAUUGGUAACAUCAAUUCCGAUUACAAUACAGUUUUCAACACUAUCGACACAAACCUGCCCGUAACCUUGGAAAAUAUUAGGACGGCCAUUGCUGGUUACAGUGGCGAUCCGGUUAUCCGCAUUUAUCUGGCAAUCCAAGUGAUUGAGGACUCUUUCGCCACCAUCCGGCAGGACAUAGAGAGCGAGAAGCCUCUGUACGACAGCAAUAUUUCCAGCUUCCUGGUUGUGCUGGACAAGAUCAUUGCUGACCUGUGCUCGGGUCUAUUUUGCUGAUUGCGAGAAAAGCGAUACGUCUUGAAAUAAAACUAAAGCCAUUUGCAACAAUC
Molecule: messenger RNA, 1528 nt
Organism: Neocloeon triangulifer
Lineage: Eukaryota; Metazoa; Arthropoda; Insecta; Ephemeroptera; Baetidae
Exons: 7
Coding region: 114-1475 (453 amino acids)
Source: RefSeq, a predicted model, not a curated record